GUCUGGUGAUAUUACUUCGUUACAAGUAGAUGCCAUCGUCAAUUCUACAAACGAGUACAUGAGUGAUAGCAAUCCAGUCAGUGACAGGAUUUUCCAGAGGGCUGGGUCCGAACUAAAAGAAGAAAUCAACCUAGAUAUAAGAGAAUGUAAAACGGGCGAAGUAAGGAUCACCCGAGGCCACGCACUGCCAGCACGAUACAUCAUCCACACCGUAGGCCCCAAAUACAAUAUAAAGUACCAGUCUGCAUCGGAAAAUACUCUUCACACAUGUUACAGGAACGUGCUGCAGAAAGCGAAAGAGAUGGGCCUGCACACGAUAGCAUUAUGCGUGAUCAACUCCGUAAAGAGGAACUACCCACCCGACGAGGGAGCUCACAUAGCACUACGUACCGUCCGGAGGUUCCUCGAGCAUCACGGCAGUUCCCUAGACACUGUGAUAUUCGCCGUCGACAAAGUAGACUUAGGCAUCUACGAGGUCCUGCUGCCGCUCUACUUCCCCAGGUCGAAGUUCGAAGAGGACGCCGCCAGAUACCAGCUGCCCAUGGACGUGGGGGGAGCCGACGGGGAGCCCGUCGUGCCAGACAGGCAGAUCCGCAUCAUCGACAAUCCGCAACACACCCUGCACCCGGACGAGGAGUCCAUAGACCUGUCCUCCCAGCUGGAUACCUCCAUCACGGUGGGGGAGCAUGCCUUCAGCCAGAUGCAGGGAGAUCUGGACCAGCAGAGGCUGUUGGGGGAGAGGCCUUUCAAUGAUCCGCUCGCGGACAUCAUGGUGAAGGAGAUCCAGCACCAGGAAAGAUACGAGAGGCUGCUGAGACGCGCCAAAACCGAGGAUUUGACGGAAGUAUCCGGCAUCGGAUGCCUCUACCAGAGCGGGGUUGACAGGCUGGGACGGCCUGUCGUCGUCUUCAUCGGGAAAUGGUUCCCCUUUAAUAAAAUCAAUUUAGAUAAGGCUUUGUUGUACCUAAUCACCCUUUUGGACCCCAUCGUCAAAGGCGACUACGUUAUAGCGUACUUCCACACCCUGACGUCGAGUAAUAACUAUCCAUCGUUCUCGUGGCUGAAGGAGGUUUACAACGUGCUGCCUUAUAAGUACAAGAAGAACCUUAAGGCUUUCUACAUAGUCCACCCUACGUUUUGGACAAAGAUGAUGACGUGGUGGUUCACUACCUUCAUGGCACCAGCUAUAAAGCAAAAGGUCCACAGUUUACCCGGUGUGGAGUACCUGUACUCCGUUAUGUCACCGGAUCAACUAGAAAUACCCGCUUUUAUCACGGAAUAUGACAUGACCAUAAACGGCCUGAGGUACUUCCAGCCGGGGGCGCCAACAUAAGACCGCACGUCUUCUGUGGGGUGCCCUUCCAAACGGACUUAGUAUUAAUUAUAUCCCCAAGUGAUAAGUUGCAAUAUAUUUUUGACUAGUGCUAAGUUGUGUGUGCCAAUUGAAUAUAUAUAUGUUAGAACAAUCGCUGACCGCAAAGCCUUUGUUUAUUUUUACAUGGAAUAACAAGAGCCUCUAUUAAAAAAAAAAAUGUUAUAU
Messenger RNA from Anoplophora glabripennis (Asian longhorned beetle), 1540 nucleotides. RefSeq names its product protein GDAP2 homolog. Lineage: Eukaryota; Metazoa; Arthropoda; Insecta; Coleoptera; Cerambycidae. The record is from RefSeq and is a predicted model, not a curated record.